Messenger RNA from Thrips palmi, 3142 nucleotides. It is a transcript of the gene Arp3, whose product is annotated as actin-related protein 3. Bases 143 to 1399 code for a protein of 418 amino acids. Gene Ontology annotation, biological process: Arp2/3 complex-mediated actin nucleation. Gene Ontology annotation, cellular component: Arp2/3 protein complex; actin cortical patch. The transcript is spliced from 8 exons. Lineage: Eukaryota; Metazoa; Arthropoda; Insecta; Thysanoptera; Thripidae. Gene Ontology annotation, molecular function: actin filament binding. The record is from RefSeq and is a predicted model, not a curated record.
UUAGAAACAUGCGAGGGAACACACCCAACAUGGCCACGGUUAUGAGCAAGCUGUCAACAAUUUAGGUGUGGUUAGAGAAGAGUGAAAUCUAUUUUCCGGCUUUCGUUUUUAGAUUCAAUUUGGAAAAAACAUUGUAUCAAACAUGACAGGUAGAUUACCUGCGUGUGUCAUUGACGUGGGGACUGGGUACACUAAACUUGGGUUUGCCCCUAAUAAAGAACCUCAGUUCAUCAUACCAUCAGCAAUUGCCAUCAGAGAGUCUGCAAAAGUCGGAGACCAAGCUAUUCGUAGAUUAGCUAAGGGAGUUGAAGAUUUGGACUUCUUCAUUGGCGAUGAAGCAUUCGAUGCCACAGGCUAUGCUGUUAAGUACCCUGUAAGACAUGGACUGGUUGAAGAUUGGAAUCUUAUGGAAAGGUUCCUGGAACAAUGUAUUUUCAAGUAUUUACGGGCUGAACCAGAAGAUCACCAUUUCUUGCUCACUGAGCCCCCAUUAAACACUCCUGAAAACCGAGAAUACCUUGCUGAAAUAAUGUUUGAGUCAUUCAAUGUGCCAGGGCUGUACAUAGCAGUACAGGCUGUUUUAGCUCUUGCUGCUUCAUGGGCUUCUAGACCCAUUGAAGAAAGGACAUUGACGGGCAUUGUGGUUGACAGUGGUGACGGUGUUACCCAUGUCAUUCCUGUGGCUGAAGGCUAUGUGAUUGGAAGCUGCAUCAAGCAUAUUCCCAUCGCAGGACGGGACAUUACUUACUUCAUUCAGUCACUGCUCAGAGAAAGAGAAGUUGGAAUCCCACCAGAACAGUCCUUGGAAACUGCUAAGGCAAUUAAAGAACGACACUGUUACAUUUGCCCUGAUAUUGCUAAGGAAUUUGCUAAGUAUGAUUCAGACCCUUCAAAGUGGAUGAGGAAGUACAAAGGUGUUAACUCUGUAACCAAGCAACCUUUCUCAGUGGACGUCGGUUAUGAAAGGUUUCUUGGACCUGAAAUAUUCUUCCAUCCUGAGUUUUCAAAUCCUGAUUUUACUGUACCUCUUUCUGAGACUGUGGACCAAGUUAUUCAGAACUGCCCUAUUGAUGUCAGAAGGCCUUUGUACAACAAUAUUGUGCUAUCAGGAGGUUCAACUAUGUUCAGAGAUUUUGGUAGAAGGCUCCAGAGAGAUAUUAAACGCAAUGUAGAUGCGCGAUUGAAACUAAGUGAGAGCCUUAGUGGAGGACGUAUUACACCUAAGCCUAUAGAUGUUAAUGUUGUAACGCAUCAUAUGCAACGUUAUGCUGUUUGGUUUGGAGGAAGCAUGCUUGCAUCUACGCCGGAAUAUUAUGAAGUAUGCCACACGAAAGCUGAUUACCAAGAGUAUGGACCAAGCAUAUGUCGCCACAAUCCUGUCCUUGGAACAAUGACUUAGUUUUUUUUUUUUGCCCUCUCACAAAGCUGCAAUGUGAGCUAGGUUUUGUACUCCAUUUAGACUUACAACUGAAUGUUUAACUUGCAAUAGAAUACUGAGAAAUGUGAUAUGUGAUUAAAUUUGGGUCUCUUGCAUUUUUCCCUUCAUUGGUCAAUAAUUAUUCUUGUUUUUAUUUCUCAUUUAGCUUGUAUGUUACGCUCAAAUGUUUAUAAAUUUCAAGGGGUUUAUAAAUCAAUUUUUGUACUAGUAACAUAACUGUUUUCAUCUCUUGUGGACUGUUUAUUCAGGACAAGGAGAUGCUUUGUUAUUUAAUGUAAUUUUAGAAAUCCUUAAAAGAAAGUAUGCAAAAAUUGUUGUAUAAGCCUUGCUGUGGUGAGAGUGUUUAGGGAUCAGGGAACAUGUGAGUAAAUCAGCAUCCUCUAUCAACCAAGUUGGGUUUCCUGUAAAAUUGAUGUACUAUUUUUGUUUUGUUCAGGAUUCUUUAAAAAAUUGAUAGCCUUGUUUUUCUUGUCAUUAAGUAAAUAGUAAAGGUUCCAAACCUAAUUGUGGUAUCCUUUUUUCUUUUAACACCAUCAUAUUUUAUUUUUGACACUGAAACCCAAAGGUUGCAUUCAUGUUAUUUUGAAAUUCAUUGUUGUUUGCAGACUUUUCUUGGUUGCAGACUUAAUUGCCGGGAUCAGAAAUGAAAAAGGGAAUGGAGAAAUUACGUGGUUAACAAGGUUGACAAGUUUGAUGGUUUUCAAAUCAACUGUAUGUCAAGCCAUCUGUUGUAAAUUUUUUGAUCUCUGAAUUUUUUUAAAAUUUUAGACGUGUUUCAUCAUCUAUCUGUUCCAAAUGUGUACUUUUGAUAGAUAUUCUGAUCAAAUCCAGGCAUAUACUGUGUUAGUUAACAAUCAGUAUUAUUUCCCCUCCCUGCCUGAGUUGCUUGGACCCACUUUAAAUUAAACUUCAAUUGUAAAUUUUUUUAUCAGUGUUUUAAGUGUAAUAACUCACAGCUCUUUUGACCGAUCUAAUUUUCAGAUGCCUCUGAAAAUUAAGAUGUGUUGUAUACAUGUAGUAUACAUCUGUUCGUCCACUUAAUUAAUGUUAUUGUGGCCCCUUUUAACCCAACUCUUUCUUUCCUGUGUACCAAUUCCAAGAUAGUUUUAAUUAUUAUUAUGGACUUCAUUGCCUGCAUUGCUGCUAUUUUAAAGAAAUAAGUAGCAUGGUUUCAUUGCAGGAAAUCACUUAUUGUAUACAGAUUAAUCCCUCCCAUCAAAGGAUGAUUAAUUUAGAUCAUGACUUGACAAUAGCUUUGAUCUAUGAGAAGGAAAGGUAAUGUAUCAACUGAUAAGCCAGAUAUUUUUCCUACAAGUCUCAUGAGGGUCUUUUUAUUCCUUCUAUUGUCAUUAUGAAGAACUUGAUGUUGAGUUCUGGAUUGAUGUCAGUUCAUUGGAUUGUGUAGCUGAAGCAGAUUAGUGGAAAGUGUGUUAUGGUCAUUUGAUACCAGUGUAGCAGUAAUGUUUCUGUUUGUGUUUUAUGCUGGUGUUGGAUUGGCAACUGCAGACUAACCAGUUAUGAAUAACCCUAAUCAGAUUUGUGGGUAAGGGUAACUUGACUGGCUCAUAGUUGAUAUGUGUCAAAUUUGUCAGACUAUGUGUAAUUUAGAAGUUGAUGCUUUUAUUUCUGGUUGCUCUGUACAGCCAAUGUUCAAAUAUGCAUUUUAUGGAAGUAACCAUUUUCAAUUAAAGAUUUAUAUACAAA